GUAAGCCAACAAAUAGAGUAAACAUAUUAUUGCUACCAACUAAAGCCGUGGUCAACAACACCAACUGCUUGAUGAAAUGCUAAGAACAAGGGACAUGGAGGAUUAGAAACCCCAAAAAAAUCUGACAUUGAAAUUGAAGGAUUAGAGAAAUGCCAUUCAAUGGAGUAUUACUGGUGUCAGUGGCUAAGACAUCAGCAGAAGUUUGGCAAUUUUUGUCAUGUCUGGCAGACCCAAUUGACAGCGAAGAGCUUUUGGAUCUGGUCAUCUGCUUCCCUCUUCAACAAUUGGGUCGCUUAGCUCUUUGUGUUUGGACUUUCCUUUGUGUCCCUCCUGACCCUUAUUACUAUCGCCGUUACUCUUACAAUUCUUCUGCUUCUUCUUCAUCUUCAUCACUUUAUGAUAACCAAGAUUUUGUUGCUGCGCCUCCUCCCCAAUAUUACUAUGAUUCUUCUUCUUCUUCUUCUUCACAUUCGGAUUGACCAUCAUUACCUAAUCUAAUCAACUUGUAAAGUUCCCUUCUUCCUGCUAUUUUGCUUUUUUGUAUAAUAUCACGUCUGUUGACCUGUUGUUGAUGUAGUGAAACUGAUGUUGUGUUCUUUUGUGAUAAUCAUACUUCUUCUUAGAUAUUAA
Molecule: messenger RNA, 630 nt
Organism: Solanum tuberosum (potato)
Lineage: Eukaryota; Viridiplantae; Streptophyta; Magnoliopsida; Solanales; Solanaceae
Exons: 1
Coding region: 150-479 (109 amino acids)
Source: RefSeq, a predicted model, not a curated record